Messenger RNA from Coccidioides immitis RS, 2880 nucleotides. RefSeq lists its product as uncharacterized. Gene Ontology annotation, cellular component: DNA replication preinitiation complex. Gene Ontology annotation, biological process: DNA replication initiation. NCBI's taxonomy places the organism in Eukaryota, Fungi, Ascomycota, Eurotiomycetes, Onygenales, Onygenaceae. The record is from RefSeq and is a predicted model, not a curated record. Bases 1 to 2880 code for a protein of 959 amino acids. The transcript is spliced from 4 exons.
AUGGCGUCCCUUCGAAAUGUCACGGUACUCGAACCCUCAUCUUUAGCAUCUUUAAACACGCAAAGUGACUUUUCGGCCCCGGCAUUGAAAAAAAGAAAGAGGUUCCACGAGGAUGGCAAGAACGGUGCCAAAUGCAUAUUGUCCUCUGCCAUCGAUAUUCAGCCCUACACAUCUUCAUUAUCGGAUAAAACAGAAACCCUCAUACCUAUCAUUUUAUUACCACGAUCUAGGUUACCCCUCUCAUGGCUGGAUCCUUGCCCGAACCCACCCCGAAGCAUAGCGCCGGGGAAACUCUUCGUUUCAAAUAUUCUCGCCCUUGAAAUCGGACUACAGGAUAGGGGAAGACAUGUCGUGCUUGUUGCACGUUUGCGCGGUGAAAAGCAUUCGUCUAUAAAUUUUAUGGGCCCAACAGAAGGAAGUGAUUGUGAGGAGGAGCUAUAUGUUGUCGAAAGAGUGAAAAAGGGUAUAUACUCCGUAUGUCCCUUAGGUCGUCAUAUUCGAGAAGGGGACGUCAUCGUCGCGUCCAAGGGCUGGAAACCUGAAGGAACGGGCCAUUGUCUAAGUUCGGGUUCAGCAACCGGGGAAGACGACUGGUUCCAGAGAGCUAAAAUUCUUCACGACUUUGAGGGAGGGAAUUUUGGGAACCUCGCCAUAAACGAUGUAACACUAGUAUUUGAUCAGUGGCCAGGAAUCACAGGAAGUGCAAACAUCACUGAACAGCCCGAGAGUGUUCCCGUACCGGAAGAAAAUACGUCCAUCGAACUAGGCUGUUUGUACGAUGCUAUCCACCAAGGGCCUGAGAAUUCCUUUGGAAGUCCCGGUCAGAAAAAUAUCGAAGCGAAUUCGCCGUGCCCCCGAGACAUAUUGGAUAAUCUUAAAACCCAGUACCUCGAAACCCUCUAUAUUUCCAAAGCUUCUGUAGCCUACUUCGCUAAAGGACCGCUUUCUCGCGCGCGCGCAGCUUUUCAAUCCGCUAAGGAUACUGCAGCCAUGCGUGUGUUAGAUCUUUAUUACUUUUACCGGGAAUGCAUUAUGCCUGUGAAAAGAAUGGAUAUAAAAUAUCGAGAUUCUGUGCCGGAAGUGGUGCGGAAUUUCGCCCUGGGCCUCGCGGAAGGUGGAAAAGCCGCUGUACUCUCACUGAAAGGAGGAAAGCGCAAAAACAGAAAGAGAAAAAUUGGGAGAAAUGGUUUGUAUCCAGAUGAACGGGAUUUAAUUGCAAGGUGGUGGAGCCACAGAAAUGUGGCAGAAUCGCCGUUGGAAGCAUCUUCCGGAGAUGAAGAGCUGAAACAAUUGGUAGCAGAUCUGCGCUUCCGCGAAACACAGCUCCAAAUACUUCUGAUUCUUGAGGCAAUGUCCUUGGAACUCUCUAUGGGUGCAACUGAUGGAAAUAUUCCGGAGUUAGAGCUGCAAGUCUCACGGGCAAAUAAGGUCUCCAAGAAGAAAGCUCAGGACUUAGGCAUGCUUCUCGAACUUCUGGUAGACAGGCUUUGUAUAUGGCAUACGGUAAGUUCGAAUGAUCCUGUCUCAGUUAAUCCUGUGAAAAGGCAAGACAAGGGUAAGGAGAACGAUAAACUACGAGACUUUUGCACGGAGGUUAUAGUCCCUUUUUACGCCUCUCGCCUUCCAGAGCAAUGCAGAGCUCUGAGCGGAAAACUUGGUGGGCCUAUAUCCGCCUCACCUAAACGUCCCACUAUAUUGCGGCAGAAGAGUUCAGCGGAUAGCGCUGGUGAGACGGUCAAGAAACAAAAUCAAAGGUCUCGUCGGACUCUUCAACGCGUUCUAACUGAUGAGAAAGCUGCCAUAACAAGACUCAAUGCGGCUGUUCCAAAACUCAAACGAGAGUCCAGCGAGCCGGAUUUUCAGUCUCUGGUCUCAAGGGGACGGGGUGGUAUCCAAAAGCCCAGGCGUAUCGAUAACCGGGAAAUAGAUCUCGAUGCUGUUGCGCGGCAGCAUGAAACAAAACUCAGGAAAAUGGCCAUGCUUAUUGAACAAAAGAAGGAAUUGGAUGCAGCAAUCAAUGCCCUAAGAAAGCCGAACAGAGAGCUGGUAGCUCGGGAUUGGGCGGAUUCUGCGGAGAAGAGGGCUUCGAUCGGGAGCUCAAGAAAGCAGAAAGAUCCGAUCAGGAACCCUUUAGGCGAAGGAGUACAGGUAAUUGUAACUCCUAAAGGUCUUCGAAAGAAAGACUGUGAGACAUCCAGUGUGCCUUCCAUCUCAAGACGUCCUCUAGCAUCGAAUGGAGAGAUAGGUUUAUCGACAUCAUUUGGCGUGAACGAGCAAGUCAUUCAAUCUUCUGCUCUGCGAUCGCACAAUCUCUUCGGAUCGAGGCUUAAUCCUAAAAUCAUUCCGAAGUCCGUCCAAGAAACCCCGUCAAAACGCUCUUCACAGAUUCCGGUGGUUUCAAGCUCUACUGUCAAUACUCAAGCUGGUCCGACUGGCGUUUUAGAGCCCACCGAAAAGCCUUUCAAAGUUCCUGGACCUUUGAGACGGGGUAACUUCAAAUCGUCCGCGCCUGGGUUUACGACACCUACGAAACCUCCAAGGUCCCAUAUUAACAAUGGAGUCAUAGCUUCAUAUGCAGGUUAUAACAUGAAAAACGAUAACGAGUCUACCUUUGGCGUUGAGGAGACUCCACCUCAGCUACUUCCACGCCGACUUGGUGUAUCGAAAACGUCCGGGGACACCUCCGUUCUCUCAACUAAAGCGGUCGAUCCUAUUACCCUCAGAACUCCCAUAAAAUGUGCUGGAUCUGUAUCCAACGGCAGCGCGUCUCCCACGGUACAGGUCUCCAUUAAUUCACGCUUAAAUGCGGAGAAGUCAAUAUAUGAUCAAUUGGGAUGGGAUAAUGAUGAAGAAGACGACGAUGAACUUGCACUGUGUUAG